AUGGUUGUGGUUUCACUAAAUGGCAAGAGUGGUUUCCGUGCCUUAGGAAAGAGCAUGCUUGAAGAGCUAAUAAUUCAUCAGCCAGAUGAUCCCAUUCAGUUUAUGAUAAACCAUUUAAAGCAAAACAACGAUGAUGCUCCAAGAAUUUGUGUACUUGGUCCACCUGCUUCUGGGAAAACAACAGUUGCACUGUGGCUUUGUAAACGUUUGGAUGCCAUACGUAUCUCUCAGGAGACUUUGUUAUUCAAAGAAGCACUGGCACUGACAGAGGAAGCAAAGGCUUAUAAGGAAAGAAAAGAGAAAAUUCCCAACGUGCUUUGGGCCAAUCUGAUCCAGGAACGUCUGUCAAACGUGGACUGCAUCAAACAAGGAUGGAUUUUGGAAGGCUUCCCUGAAAAUCAGGAACAGGCAUGGAUACUGCAGUCAUCUGGCAUCAUUCCUAGGCAUGUCGUUGUGCUUUAUGCUCCAGACACUGUGCUGAUUGAGAGGAACAGUGGGAAAAGGAUUGAUCCCAUCACAGAAGAGGUGUACCAUACAACCUUUGACUGGCCACGUGAUCUGCUGAUACAGGAACGUUUGGUGAAACCAGAAGAUCUAUCUGAACAGGAGAUAUCAAAGAAACUGCUGGAAUAUCACAGAAACUUCCCUGGGAUUUUCCACAUCUACCAAAAAAUUCUGAAAUCAAUCAAUGCAGACCAGCCUUCCAUGGAUGUCCUCUCACAGGUUCUUACCUAUGUCCAAACACGGCACCGAUCAGCUGCCCCUUUUACACCACGGAUUGUCUUCUGUGGACCCCCAGGCAGUGGGAAGAGCCUUCAGGCAUCACUGUUAGCUCAGAAAUAUGGUGUUGUCAACAUUUGCUGUGGGCAACUGCUAAAGGAAAUUGUUGCAGGCAAGACAAAACUUGGGGAACUCAUUAAGACUUACCUUGAGAGUGGAUACCCAG
Molecule: messenger RNA, 946 nt
Organism: Nestor notabilis (Kea)
Lineage: Eukaryota; Metazoa; Chordata; Aves; Psittaciformes; Psittacidae
Gene: AK8
Product: adenylate kinase 8
Exons: 10
Biological process (GO): nucleoside triphosphate biosynthetic process
Cellular component (GO): cytoplasm
Molecular function (GO): AMP kinase activity; ATP binding; nucleoside diphosphate kinase activity
Source: RefSeq, a predicted model, not a curated record